This is a messenger RNA of Paramormyrops kingsleyae, 7163 nucleotides long. It is a transcript of the gene mtcl1, whose product is annotated as microtubule crosslinking factor 1. The record is from RefSeq and is a predicted model, not a curated record. Gene Ontology annotation, biological process: regulation of autophagy. Lineage: Eukaryota; Metazoa; Chordata; Actinopteri; Osteoglossiformes; Mormyridae.
CGCUUGCAGAUUUUACAUGUCGAAUGGGAGCGGAGAGGGGCGGUGCGGACGGGAUCUGGUGGAGAAAGGAGACGGGGGCGCUCCGAGCGGCGCGCACGGCCGGCUUAUAGCAGAAUAAGGUUACGUGCGAUCGGGAUCGAGCUUUCUGCUACGGCUCGGAUUCGCGUCUUAUUUAUAAAUUAUUUUCAAUGGUGCGUUUUCACCAAGGGGAGCAGCGGACGGGACUGGAGUAAAAAGGUAGAUUUAUAAUGAACAGCCGGGUGACAUAAACAACCGGGGUGCGAGCAGGCAGACCGCAGUAAGGGUGCACCACUCCGAAGUGAUGAGAAGGAAAGCCGGAAAGCAGCAGUGUGCCGCCGACGCGAUUAGUCAGGGUUGUUCGCCUGGGUUAAGGAUCGAGCGUUUUUUCCAUCAGCCACCCCUCCCUGGUGCCCGUGGAUAAUGGAGAGUCCGGAUGGCGAAGCCAGGCAGCAGAACCACCAGUUGGAAAAAAAGCGUUUGAACAGAGCGCCCUCCCCGGCGAGACCUUUCCUGAAGGAUGUCCACUCCCGAGCGUCCAAAGCGCCGGCGAUCACGCCGAAAUCCCCCAAGCUUUCUAACAAGCAGCAGGCGCCCUCCGCGGGGCUCCUACACACCCAGAACCGCCUUUCCCGACGCAGCGUCUACGGUGCAAAAGAGAAGCCGGCUCCGGCAAAAAGUCUCAGCAAGUCUACAGUGACCAAAAAGGCAGCUAAGACCGCGCAGCAUGGGCUGGCGGAGCCGAAAACCACCAGCAAACGAGCGGAGCCCGGGCCCCUCAUUGCCAAGAGUAAAAAAGGGAAAAUCGCCCUGGCUCAUGGCUCCUUCAGUUUCGGCUCCCCGGUACGCGUACCGACUGGAUCCGCUCUCGGCAGGGUCAGUCACACGGACAGCAGCUCGGAUCUGUCGGACUGCCUCUCCGAGCCGCUGUCUGACGAGCAAAAACAAGCUCAGGCUGCAAGCAGCGAUGCGGAAUCCGGCUCCGGGUCCAGCGACCGCGAACAGCUGCGGGUCGCGUCUCCAUUCGAACCGACCGAAAGUGCUCAUGCACCGUUGCCUGUCAAAGAUCUUUAUCCGGCGAAGGAGCGGCAGUGCCGGGGUUUAUUUGCGGAUGGACAGACCGGCUCCGACGAGCUGGCGGAGCGAUGCAAAGCUGGCUUUAGACCGGGGGGCAUCGGGGAUGCACCUGGUCAGAGAAAGGCGCUGAAUGACCAGGAGCUGUUACGGGAAAUCGAGGAUCUCCGUUCGGAAAAUGACUAUCUCAAGGACGAGCUGGAGGAGUUACGUGCCGAGAUGGAGGAGGUGCGAGACAGCUACCUGGAGGAGGAGGCCUAUCAACUGCAGGAGCUGCGGCGUGAGCUAGACCGGGCCAACAAGAACUGCCGCAUCCUGCAGUACCGGCUGCGCAAGUCUGAGCAGAAGAGCCUAAGGGUGGCGCAGACAGGACAGGUGGAUGGGGAGCUGUUGCGUAGUCUGGAGCAGGACCUCAAGGUGGCCAAGGACGUCUCCGUGCGUCUGCACAAUGAGCUUGAGAGCGUGGAGGACAAGCGCAGCCGAGCCGAGGAUGAGAACGAGCUCCUCAGGCAAAAGCUGAUCGAGGUGGAGAUCUCCAAGCAGGCACUGCACAAUGAACUGGAGAGAGCCAAGGAGAGCUCUCAGAAGAGGCGAGGAGGUCGGGAAACGUUCAAGGAGCGAAAGUCCUCCUCUCAGGAGGACAGCGCGGACCUCCGGUGCCAGCUCCAGUUUGCCAAAGAGGAGUCCGCCCUCAUGCGCAAGAAGAUGGCCAAGCUGGGCCGGGAGAAGGAGGAGCUGGAGCAAGAGUUGCAGAAGUACAAAUCCCUGUAUGGGGACGUGGAGAGCCCCCUGCUGGCUGGCGAGAGUGGGGGUGGGCCCCACAGCACCCGCGAGGCUGAGCUGAGGCUCCGGCUCAAGCUAGUCGAGGAGGAGGCCAACAUCCUGGGUCGAAAGAUCGUGGAGCUGGAGGUGGAGAACCGGGGACUGCGGGCGGAGAACGAGGACAUCCGCUCCCAGUACGAGCGGGACUUCCCCGGCCGUGAGCCCCUGUCCAGUUUGCCCACAUCACCCUUUGGGGAUGGCUUGGAGUCAGGCUCUGAGCUGCGGCGCCACCUGCAGUUUGUUGAGGAGGAGGCAGAGCUGCUACGGCGAUCCAUCGCCGAGAUCGAGGACCGCAACAAGCAGCUGACCUCAGAGCUGAACCGCUUCAAGCUGGGGCCAGGCCCGGACAGUGAGGGGGCCCCCCGGGCAGGAGCGGGAGCCGGGAGCGAUGUGGGCACCGGGCUCCUGCAAGACGAGCUGAAAGCGGCCCGGCUGCAGAUUGACGAGCUGAGCGGCAAGGUACUGAAGCUGCAGUACGAGAACCGGGUGCUGCUGUCCACCGUGCAGCGCUGCGACCUGGCCUCCCAACGGGGGCCCUCGCGGGGCCCUGACGACGAUGAAGAGCCCACCCAGCUGCCCGGCCCGCAGCCCAAGCGGGAGGGACCGGUUGGGGGCGAGAGCGACUCUGAUGACCCGUUCGAGAGGACGUCUGGCAUCGGUAGCGGGAAGCCGUCAGACACCGCCGGGGGAGGGGCAGGGGCCGGAGCCGAGGCUCUGGUGGGCGUAUGGCGCCAGGCCGAACGCCUGGGCAGGAUGGUGGAGAGGCUGGCAGGCGACACAGACAGCGCGAUGCUGCUGAUGGGAGCCGAGGCCCAGCAAGGGGAGAGCGACUCCAAGCUGAGCCGGCCGGCACUAGACGCCAUCUGUACCCGCAUGAAGACAUUCAGGGCAGAGCUGCACGUUUUCAUGGAGAAGGUGGAGCACCUCCGCGAGCAGCCCGAUGACCUCUCACCCAUGGCGCACCUCACGGAGUCCAGCAGCUUCCUGUCGGGCGUCACCUCCAUGUCCCGGGACUCCCCCCUCGGCACUCUGGGUCGCGACCUCAUCACAGACUUCCAGUCCGAUCUCAGGGAUGAGCUGGAGUGGCGGAUAGGACACGAGCGUGCCUCGGAGCCCGGGACCCAGUCCGGUCCUUGGGGUGCUCGCCAGAGCAGGGGAGCCCAUGGACGCAGUAAUUACUGCAGGCCAAAGUAUUUGAUUGUGGAGCAACGGGACACGCCUGUGCUGGAGGUGAGCGAGGUUCCUGAGCAGUCUGAGCUGGAGCAAAGGUUGCAGCCUGACCCGGGGUACUGCAGCAGCACGACACAGAAGGAGGAGGCGGAGAAGGAGUGCAGGAAGGCGCAGCCAUGGCUAAGCUCGCAGGAGCAGGCCUGGGCCCAGGAGAGGGCUCUGCUUCAGCAAGAGCUGCGUUUGCUCCGCCACAACAUGGCUGCCGUCUAUGUGAAGCUGCGAUGGCUCCUGGUGAACUGGCGGCUGGGGCGCCGGAGUGAGUCCACUGUGGAAGACGCUCCAUCAGAGCCUGAGACUCUGGACAGUGUCCCGGAGCUGAGCCGCCUCAUGGAGCAGGUGGAGGGCGUGAUGGAGCGGGAGGACCAGCCCAGUGUGCAGCCUGGUGCUGGAGGCAGCCCUGAGCCGGGUCUCUCUCCCCAGGCAACCGAGCUGCUCCAACACCAGAAGCAGGCAGGGGAGAACCGGCGCGUCCUGCAUGCCCUGCGCAUGCUGCUGGAGGAAUUCCGCUCUGAGCUGCGGGACGAGGAGCACCGGCGGAGCCAGCUGCAGCAGGCCUACGCCAAUGAGAAGGCCAGCUGGGAGGUGCAGUGGGCGGAACUCCGGUGCCAGAUCCCACAGCGAGAUGAGUGCUCAGCCGAGGUAGCAGCCACUGGAGACACUGAUCCGCGGGUAGCGCUCUCGCACGAGAGGGAGGAGCACCGGCGUCUCCUGGCAGAGAGUCACAGCACCUCGCUGGACCUGUUGUGGAGGCUGCAGCACAGUGAGAAGAGGUGGAGCCGUGAGAGGGCAGAGCUUCUGGAGCACUUCGACCGUGAGAGGCAGGACUGGGACUGGCACAUGAGGGACGUCCACCGCAAGCAGAGGGAACUCAAUCUUCGACGUGCUGACGUUCCCUCCUCUGACGCCAAGGAUGGGUCCCCCAGGGUCUUCUCGCCCCAGGGUAGUCCUCGGACUCCCCGGUCCCCCCGGAGCCCACGUGUCACAGGCCUGGCCCCCUCCGCUACCUGGCCCAACUCCGACGGCGAUGCCCCCCUGGAGGAGCGUGCGGGCUCACGGCAGAGGGGCACGGAGAGCCUGUUCCUGGAUGCGCUGUCGCUGGACCCCCUGGGGGAGAGUGAGGUGCCCCUGGCGUCCCGCCUGGAUGGCGAGAAGAGGUUUCCCUGCCUGAACAAGAACCUGAAUGAGAUCUCGGAGCGGAAGGGCCUGGCCGUGUACCAUGAGGAGGAGACGGGUGGUGGGAACCUGCUAAGGGCCAAGUCGGUCUGCUCCAUGAGUGAGUUCCAGCGGCUGAUGGACAGCUCUCCGUUUCUCCCCGACCGGAGCACGCGCGGCGAUGCCGGCACCGAUGACGUGACGCCACCGCUCUCCCCGGAUGACCUCAAGUACAUUGAGGAGUACAACAGCAAGGGCUGGGAUUCCCCCAGCCAUGGGGGGGCCACCAGUGGCACCCCUGCCCCCGAGCACAUACCUGACACAUUCCAGCCGUCCUCGUGGUUCCUGACCACCAGCGCCACCUUGACCACCAGCACACUCAGCGGCCCCGAGCACUGCCAGCGUCAGCCCCCACGGGGGGCCCCGGGGCCCGAGCGCUACGGGGUCCGUGUCCUCCACAGCCCCCCCCUGAGCUGUAAGCUUGACGGCUCUGUGGCUCCCCCUGUUGGGGAGCGGCCCUGCGCUGGCCCAGAGGAUGUGUAUGGCCGCUGGCAGCACCGGGAGCUCCUGGAGGGCGGGCUCCGCCCCUCCGAGCGGCCUGUCUGCUCCACCGUGGGCUUCGCCUCCUCGUUGGAACUGGAGCUCUCCCGGAAUCUGAGUGACGACAUGAAGGAGGUGGCCUUCUCAGUGCGUAAUGCCAUGCUUUCCAGCCCAGUGGAGCGCCAUCUGAAAGACACUGCCUGUCAGACCAACGGCUUCACCACCAGGGGGACCCAGACCACCCAGACCAUCAGCGUGGGCCUCCAGACAGAGGCCCUGAGGAACCUUACCAGCAGUCCCCACCGGUGCCUGACCCCCAAGGGUGGAUCCACCCCCAUCUCCUCACCUUCCCGCAGCCUGAGGAAGGUGCAGUACUCCCCUGCCGUACAGAGCAAGUUUGAGCGCCCCUGCUGCUCCCCCAAGUAUGGAUCCCCGAAGCUGCAGCGCAAGCCACUGUCCUGCAAGGCCGAGCAGCCUGCCAGCCGGGUAGCCACCCCCAGCGCACCGCAGAAGGGCUGCAGCGAGUCGGCCUGGGCUCGCUCCACCACCACCCGGGACAGCCCGGUGCACACCACCAUCAAUGAUGGCCUCUCCAGCCUCUUCAGCAUCAUCGACCACACCCCCGUCGUGAACGACACCACGCCGAAGUUCACCAAGUCACCGAGCCGCUCCCGACCUGCCGACCCUGGGUCCGCUGAGUCCCGGUCCCCGGGCCUAGGCGUGCUCCAGGACCUUUUGAAGUGCACCCGGGGCCGCUCGCCCAGUCCCGUGCAGCUGAUCGUGGAGGCCCAGGAUGACAGGACCCCAGAAGUGAUCAGUAUAAGGCAAGACCUGUCCGCUCCCCCGGGUUAUGGCCUGGCUGAGAACGCAGCCCGGCUUCUGAACAAGAAGCUGAUGGAGCAAGCCUUAAAGGAGGACAAGAGGCCUGCGGCCGGCAGUCAGACGGGUCUCAGCAGGGAUGGGGACAAGGGCCCACUGGGCCCCGUUGAGUUGCCGUGUUCUCCAGUUGCCCCGCCCCUGGACUCCCACUUUUUGAGACCCGCGCGACCAGCCAAUCGGCGUCCCCCAUCACGAUGGGCGGCCCGCUCCCCUUCCACGUCCCCUCGGCGGCCCAGGACGGCAGAAAGGAGGUUCUGUUUCCUGCUGCCAGAAAGUGAGGAGGCCGCUCAAGAGCUAAAUGGCACCUGAGCCCUGGGUUAGUGCUUGUCCCUGUCUUCGUCUGUGCCUCAGGCCUGUGUCUCUGAGGACACCGAGGACAUCAGCCUGACGAAUGCUCUGGAAGAAAAGAAGAGCCGCAGUGUCGUCUAGGGACUCCCAGAGCGGGCUGGACCCGGGCUGGACACAUCCAUGUAUGGUGCCUGUGCGAACCAAGGAACCAAGUUCUUGAUCGUAAAUACAUACACCCACACAUAUAUAGACACACAUUACAUAUAUAAUACACCCACACGUAUAUAGACACACAUUACAUAUAUAAUACAGACACACAUAUUUAUAUAUUCGUCUCCAUCCUAUUUUUUUAUGGGUUGAUGGGGACAUUUUUUCUGGGUACAAAGAGCGACUACAGAAUAGGAUUUAUCUGCCUCACCGUCAGCAUCUACGUCAGGGUGUGUCACUCCCUCCAGCCUUUUAAAGUUGUAUUUAUUGAUUUAUUCUGCCAUGUGUAGGAUUUCUCUCUUAUUUUGCACACUGUAAAUAUUUUGAGAAGACUAGUCUAACAUUAAAAUGUCAGAGAAUGUGUAUCUACCCACCGAAACUUGAAUUAAACUGAACAAAAAUAAUUUAUGGGAAUCAUGGCAGUUAGGGGAUUAGAGAGAAUAUGAAGAACCUGUCCUGUAUGGAAUGCAGAACAUGGGGCCUGAGGUUGUCAAAGACAGUCGGAGGUUUUGAAUGUACAAUUUAGUCCUGUGGAGGAUGUGUUACUGUGGAGAGGGAGGAUGACACAGGAGGACAGGAAGUACGUUGCUGCUUUACACGGGAGACCAUUGUGUGCCUCCGUGUUCGACUCGGCCUGCAUGCCACUGGGAUAUUAGCCACUUAGUGCAUGUGAGUAGAAGCCUCGUAAUUCAGCGUCACUCGUAAGAACGUCUGGGUCCCAGUCUGAGUCCCAGUCUGCGUCCCAGCCUCCGGCUGUAUUUUACUGUUUCUGAUCUGCACUCACUUUUCUUUUUUAAAGUGAACCAUCUUACCUGUCAAACUGUACAGGUGUUUUUGUUUUUUCAAGAGGAAAAAUGAAAUUGUAAAAUAUGAAUGAUGUCACUAAACAGUCAAUGUAAGGUCUGGAAAUAACUGUAAGAUCAGCCAAUUAAAAUAUUUAUUUACUAAUUGCA